AGUACUAGUGUUCUACGUCACAGUACAUAGCGGAGUCUGCCGCGACCAUGUUGUGGCUCGUCCUCUUAGUCAUAACCCUCGGGUUUGCCUACAGAUGGUACAAGAUCCGUCGCAUCCUACAAGUGGCCAGCCAAAUAAAAUGUGACAUCAAGGCGUAUCCGUUAUUAGGGCAUGCGUAUUUGUUCAUUGGAGACGGCGAGAGUCGCAUGCGAACAUUCGAGAGGCUGGGUCGGGAGGCUAUUAAAAAUGGCGGACUCACUAAUAUGUGGUUGGGAGACAAUUAUUUUACUGUUGUGGUCGAUCCAGUGGACUUGGAAGUGAUCCUUAAGUCUUCUUUGGAAAAAGAUGACGUCAUGCGAUUCCCGAGAAACCUUGUCGGCGGUGGGACUAUAUUAGCACCAGUGUCCCUCUGGCGUCUACGGCGCAAGGUCCUGGCUCCGACGUUCAGCCCGAAGAACCUGAACAACUUCGUGAGAAUAUUCUCCCGGCAGAGCUCAGUAUUGGCUGAACAACUGCAGACGGAGGCAGACAGCGGCCCCUUCUCCGUGUGGAAGUAUCUCACCAGCUACACCAUGGAUUCUGUGUGUGAAACUGCUCUCGGUGUGAAUGUAAAUGCCCAGAAGACGGAGGACGAGCCGUUUCUCAAGGCGUUCGAGAAGUGUUGCAUAUUGAUAGCAGAACGCAUGGUACAACCCUGGCUGCACCCUGACGCAGUGUAUAAGCUGCUGCCGUACCAUGAGGCGUUUGAGAGUUCCAAGAAGGUCAUCUAUGAUUUUAUUGAGAAGAUAGUUAAGUCACAACGGAUUACAAUAAAGGAAAACAAAGAUGGCGUGAAUAAAAACUCCAGCGACAUUGAGACUUUUCUAGAGCUUUUAAUAGAGGGGUCUGGAGGUGAUCAAGGGUACUCCGACCUGGAGCUGCAAGAGGAAACGUUGGUGCUGGUUCUGGCUGGUACCGAUACCUCGGCAGUGGGAGCAUCCUUCACUGUGUCUAUGUUGGCACGGUAUCCUGCUGUACAGGAACGAGUUUAUAAAGAGUUGGUGGAAGUGUUCGGCGACUCUGACAGGCCGGUGACGGCAGAAGACUUGCCUCAACUCAAGUACCUCGACGCAGUCGUCAGGGAGUCACUGCGCCUGUACCCGCCAGUGCCGGUCGUUGCUAGAAAGAUUGUGAAGGAUCUAGAACUUCCAUCAGGAAUCACGUUGGUGCAAGGUUGUGGUGUACUGGUGCAUAUCUGGGGCACGCAGCGCAACCCUCGCUACUGGGGAGAGGACGCGGAGCAGUUCCGACCUGAACGGUUCCUUGACGCGCCACUCCAGCAUCCCGCUGCGUUCAUGGCUUUUAGCCAUGGACCGAGAAACUGUUUGGGAUAUCAGUACGCAAUGAUGUCAAUUAAGACUGCACUAGCGACUCUGAUCCGAAAGUAUCGGGUGUCCAUUCCCGGCGCGUCUAUGAACGGAUCUAGAAAAGAACAGAAGCCCAUCAGGAUAACUUUUGACGUCAUGAUGAAGGAUGCUGACAAAUUUACAGUGCAACUGGAAAGUAGAGGAAAGAAAGAAGGAUAGUUUCUACAGAGGUGUUUAUUGUUACGUCAAAGUGUCGGAUGAUUAGCGCCAAACAAUGGCUAAUGUUACUUUAUUAUUACUGCUUAACAUAGGAAAAUAGUUAAUUUAUUAUAUUUAUUCUUGAUUGCAAAUCAUUUGCUACAUCUCAGUAUCUAAACUUACGGGUUAAUUUGAAAAGGUUGUCUAGUUAA
Spodoptera frugiperda (fall armyworm) is the source of this 1756-nucleotide messenger RNA. Its product is annotated as cytochrome P450 4V2-like. The record is from RefSeq and is a predicted model, not a curated record. The transcript is spliced from 10 exons. Gene Ontology annotation, molecular function: monooxygenase activity; iron ion binding; oxidoreductase activity, acting on paired donors, with incorporation or reduction of molecular oxygen. The coding region runs from base 48 to 1565 and encodes 505 amino acids. Lineage: Eukaryota; Metazoa; Arthropoda; Insecta; Lepidoptera; Noctuidae.